This is a messenger RNA of Penicillium verhagenii, 603 nucleotides long. Its product is annotated as palmitoyltransferase YKT6. The record is from RefSeq and is a predicted model, not a curated record. Gene Ontology annotation, molecular function: SNAP receptor activity. Gene Ontology annotation, cellular component: Golgi apparatus; membrane. Bases 1 to 603 code for a protein of 200 amino acids. Gene Ontology annotation, biological process: endoplasmic reticulum to Golgi vesicle-mediated transport. NCBI's taxonomy places the organism in Eukaryota, Fungi, Ascomycota, Eurotiomycetes, Eurotiales, Aspergillaceae. The transcript has 6 exons.
AUGAAGAUCCUCUAUAUGGGCGUUCUCCGGAACGAUUCUCAGCCAGCUCUCCAGCUCUGCGCCGAAAAAGACCUCUCUUCCUUUUCCCGUUUCACCCGUCAAAACUAUGAAGAAUUCCUCAUGCUCUUCUGCCGCACGGUCGCCGAACGUACGAAGCCCGGACAACGCCAGGAUGUCGAGGAGAAGUCAUACACAUUCCACGCAUACGGCCGAUCUGAGGGAGUGGCUGGUGUGAUUGUUACAGAUGGCGACUAUCCUGCCCUGGUGGCUCACCAACUCCUCUCCAAGAUCGUUGACGAGUUCCUUGCGAAGCACCCUCGUACCGCCUUUUCCGACCCCUCCCUUCGCGAGAAUGCAUGCGCUUUGCCGCAGCUGAAGGAAUACAUUGUCAAAUACCAGGACCCCAAGCAGGCCGACAGUAUCAUGAAGAUCCAGCAAGAGUUGGACGAGACCAAGAUUGUUCUACACAAGACUAUUGAGAGUGUGCUGGAACGUGGUGAGAAGAUCGACUCUUUGGUUCAAAAGAGUGACGGUCUAUCCGCCCAGAGUAAGAUGUUCUAUACCCAGGCCAAGAAACAGAACUCUUGCUGCUCUUUGAUGUAA